Molecule: messenger RNA, 3282 nt
Organism: Lampris incognitus (smalleye Pacific opah)
Lineage: Eukaryota; Metazoa; Chordata; Actinopteri; Lampriformes; Lampridae
Gene: dnajb1a
Product: DnaJ heat shock protein family (Hsp40) member B1a
Exons: 3
Coding region: 385-1416 (343 amino acids)
Cellular component (GO): cytosol
Molecular function (GO): Hsp70 protein binding; transcription corepressor activity
Source: RefSeq, a predicted model, not a curated record
CCCGUUCCAGAAGUUUCCUCCCCGCGGCCGACGAGCUGGUUAGGCGUGUUUUCGUGACCUCUGCUCAAACCAGAAGACUACGUGGCUGCAGGCUGACUUGUCGGGAGUGUUGAGCGGUAUCGGUGGCUGCUCGUUUCGUCGUCAUCCGAGCGUAGACCCGCGCAGCUGCGUUCGGGUUGGGACCAGGGAGACGAGCCGCUAACCCGGCUUGGUUCGCUAGCUAGCCCCGCUUAGCCUCCUCCUCCGGCACCUGACAGCUGCUUCAUGCGCGGUGAAGCUAGCGCUCGUCGUUGGCCUUGAGAAGAGCUGCCGCGCAACAACAAACAAACAAAAGAAAAAAGGAUGAUCUUGUGAGGUUUGGGAAAAGUUGACAAGGUCAUUGUAAUGGGUAAAGAUUACUACAGAGUGUUGGGAAUAGCCAAAGGCGCGAGCGAGGACGAGAUUAAAAAGGCGUACCGAAAACAGGCCCUGCGCUAUCACCCCGACAAGAACAAGGCUGCCGGUGCUGAGGAUAAGUUCAAAGAGAUCGCCGAGGCCUAUGAUGUGCUGAGCGACGCCAAGAAAAGGGACAUAUACGACCGAUAUGGAGAGGAGGGAUUGAAAGGCUCCACAGGCGUUGGAGGCGGACCCAAUGGUCCAAGCUACAACUACACCUUCCAUGGAGAUCCCCAUGCAAUGUUCGCAGAGUUUUUCGGUGGCCGCAGCCCGUUCGAUCAGUUCUUUCAGCGGAACGGGGAUGAUGAUAUGGACAUUGAUGAUCCGUUUGCAGCGUUUAGCAUGGGAGGGAUGGGGGGAAUGGGAGGCAUGGGUGGGUUCCAGAGGUCUUUCAAAUCCCAUCCUGGUGGCCUCCACAGGGGGCGUGAGAGAAAGAAGGACCCACCCGUGGUGCAUGAGCUGAAGGUGAGCCUGGAGGAGGUGUUCACUGGCUGCACCAAGAAAAUGAAGAUUUCCCGCAAGCGUCUGAACCCGGAUGGCUGCACUGUGCGCAACGAGGAUAAGAUUCUGACAGUCGACAUCAAGCGUGGCUGGAAAGAGGGGACAAAGAUCACCUUCCCUCGGGAGGGAGAUGAAACACCCAUCAACAUUCCUGCAGACGUGGUGUUUGUGGUGAAGGAUAAACCCCAUGCGGUAUUCAGACGAGAAGGCUCUGAUAUAAUUUACCCCGCAAAGAUAUCUCUCAGGGAUGCAUUGUGUGGCUGUGCAGUCAGUGCUCCAACAUUGGAUGGCAGGACCAUCACUGUGACUUCCAGAGAUGUGGUAAAACCUGGUAUGAAGAAGCGCAUAGCGGGAGAGGGGCUGCCACUAUCAAAGUGCCCUGAGAAGAGGGGGGAUAUGGUGCUGGACUUUACAGUGAAAUUCCCUGACAAGUUGGGCCAAAAUACACGUGAUGCAUUGAGUCAAAUCCUUCCACCAUGAGUUAUACUGCCUAAGUUUUCUUAAAAACAUUAAACCAAGAUAGCCGGUCCACCCUCCCAAUGGCACUCUUCUGUCUAGUGUCACUUUAUUGGCCCAGACUUGCGCAAGGCUCAGGACAAAAUUUGCUCCAGUUCUGUUCUAAUUCCACAGCUUUGAGUGCUAGAUUGCUGUUUUCAUCAAAUGUCAAGUCAGUCUAGCAAAGAGUCUUAAGACUGGAAAAACUAUCAUUAACUUUUGGUGUGCAUUUACCUUGGGCUCUGUCAUGGUAUUUAAGGUGAGCCUGGCUCACUGUCUGGUGCAAGGAAAAGUAUAAAGGCCUACUGAAGUCAUACAUGGCGUUUCAAAUGCAAUUUUCAUAAUGGCUUGGCUGCAAGUAGGAAUCAGGGUUGGGAUUGCUGUUGGACAUAAAAAAUUGUGUUGGUUAAGUUUUUAACAAAACAGAUGAACAUAGACCUCUAAUAUUUUCUUUAGGGCUAGUCUGAUUUGGGCCUCAGCAGUUUUUAAAAUGCUUCCACAGUAAUGAUUUCAAGCAGACAAGCAAUAUCUCAGGUGCCGUUAUAAGGGGAUACAUGCCACAAUGUAGCUAUACCUAUAUUUACUAAACAGAAUAUGGUUUUAGUGACCAGUAUUGUUCUGCAGUGAGAUGGAUGCGAGAUGCAAAUACUGGGCUGAAACCCAAGGGGUAGUUUGAAGAAAAUUAUCACAACAUUCUUUCAGUUUUAGUGGGAGGGAGGACACCUUGAAAUUUAAAAUAAUUCACAUCCUGUGAAAUGUUUAUGCUGUUAUUAUUUCACAGUGUCUUGUUUAUGUAGGAACAUGCUGCAGACAACCUGAUUGCUCGUUAUUAUUUUUUUUAAUUUUGUGCCAAAUGACCCUGUCCCCACAAUGAUAAUGUGUGUUUUAUGUCUAAAAUUGUGUACCUGCAAGUGCGUAGCCUGCUCUCUGUUACUGAAAAAUUGGCAACAUCGUAAUGUUAUUCAGUUCAGUGGCUUACCUUACUUGAGAAUGGACAUCAUACGCAAGACAGACAACAUGCCCACUCAGUGAAAUUUGCAUGUACGAUUGUCUGCUUCGACCAAUCAUUAUUUAAUCAAAAGCCAGCGCAAUUUUUUUUUAACAGGACUUGGGAUAAUUUUAAAAGGUUAAAUGUAAUUUCAAGCUAUGAAAUAAGCCAUUUCUUACCCCGCUGUUGAUUUUUAAAGUUAUGCAAAUCCCUUUUAUACAUUUUUUUAUAUAUAAUUUGAGUACUGGCAACCUCGCCCAUUCUUCAGGUAGAUAAGGAUGAUGAAUGAACUGCAAAGCUUGAUGAGAACCACUGGCAAAUUGCUGAUCCAAUAUUUAGAUUGUGCACUCUUUGCUAGCACUGUGAUGCUAGUAAAUCAGCUGUGUUUACAUCUGCAGUCAGGCAUGGCUGAAAUGUGUCUGAUCAUUGAAGCAUUGUCAUUACUUAAAUACUUCUAAUAUGCAUUUUAUCUUCUGAUUGUCACAUGCAAAACAAAACAUGUUGACAGUCAAUUGCCUCAAUGUUACACUCCAACUGGAGUUUUAAUCUUCUAACCAACACAAACAUGGUUUUAACAUGGACGUAGAGAUGUGUAAUCUCUGUAAUGUUUUACUUUUUUUGUUAAAAAGAUUUGCUUUUUGCAAAUGUUUUCCUUUCAAUGAAAAAAAAGUGUAAGCAUUAUUCUUUGUUAUGUAGAAUGUUGUUUUUUUUCUCCAGUGUUGGGAGUCUGCAAACUCCUUCCUACAUAGCUUUCAUGGAUUGUGAUUUUUUUGAACACAUUUUCUUUUGUUGUGACAGUUUGCAUAUCCACAUUGCAUUCAGAAGACUGGCCAAUAUCUAAUAAACCACCUACCAGUGUGCAA